This is a messenger RNA of Dendronephthya gigantea, 3469 nucleotides long. Its product is annotated as collagen alpha-5(VI) chain-like. Bases 315 to 2477 code for a protein of 720 amino acids. Lineage: Eukaryota; Metazoa; Cnidaria; Anthozoa; Malacalcyonacea; Nephtheidae. Gene Ontology annotation, molecular function: protein dimerization activity; lysozyme activity. The record is from RefSeq and is a predicted model, not a curated record. The transcript is spliced from 6 exons.
AAUUUCUAACUUUGUUGGCAAGAAGAAAGAAAAGUGCUGUUUACCAGGAAAAUAUUUCACGUUAAAAAACUAUUAGCCUAUUAUCGUGAAAGUAUUUCAUAUUAUACACAAAGGAUACUGGACACAUACCACUAGAAAGUUAUGAUUACAACUAUUAUUCACGACUAAAUUGGCCAGUCCAACGAUUAAUAUGGACAUCUGGACUGGUCGCAGCUACUUUAGUUUAUGUACCAUUUUCUGUUUUACAAUGUUCUCAGGAAGCAUGUGGUCAUUGGAAUACUAAAGAAUCUUAUUUUUAGAAAGUAGUUACCACUAUGACUACACAGAAUAGUGCUUGUGUAAGCACUAGCAAUGGUAAUACUCUAACAACAACAGCUUCAUCAACCCCCAGCAACCCGGUUCCAACCAGCAUGCUUUCCUUCCGUUUUGCAACACCAAACAACACACAAACACCCUAUUAUAUAUCAUCUGAUAUAGUUCUAAGUGGUGGUAUCGCACAGCAGAACAGAAGGAGAAUUGUUCACAAUGAAGUUGAAAAACGGAGGAAAGAUAAAAUCACUAAUUGGAUAAAGAAACUUGCAGACCUUUUGCCAAGACAUCGUGUUACUAAACAGAGCAAGAAUUAUGUGUUAGAGACAGCUUGUGAAUAUAUUAAAGAACUUAAUGGCAUUAGCACAGAAUUCAGUGAGCUGAAGCUAAGCAAGCAAUUACUGGCUAGUGCUGAACCAUACACCUGUGAAGAAGAAUAUCGGCCGUCAAAUUACAUUGGGAAUCCUCGUGUUCCGACCAACUGCAAUGUCCAGCGAUUGGACUGCCCACCUUCUUGGAAGUCUGGAAUACCCAACGGCAUUGAAACUUCAUUGCCUAUGAUUGACGUGAAAUUUCUCAAAUGCCAUGAAGGUUUUACCUUGUGCGGGUAUGUUCCAAUUGACCCUAACUCUGGUGAAGUUCUUGGACAAAGUGGCGUUACUAUUGGAGCCGGUGUCGAUCUUGGAAGCAAGUCCAGUUCGUCUUUCACUUUAUUGUCGCGCACGCUAGUCAACAAACUUGACCCUUACUUCGGCUUAAAACGAAAUCUCGCUGCUUGUGCUGCAGAUGAACGUCCUUUGCGACUGACGCAAUCAGAGGCAGAUACAGUGACAAAUGCCAUUAAAGAUGAUGUUGUUAACGAAGUUUCAAAAAGAUACAACAGUGAUAAAACUGAGAGCGCAAAGGAAUUUUCUUCACUUCCUCGCGGCAUUCGGACAGCCAUCGUGAGCGUUUCGUACCAGUUUGGAAAUCCUUCCGCUUAUCCCAAGUUCUGGAGUUUUGUAACGAAAAACGACUGGUCAGAAGCGAUAGCUGAAUUAAGAAACUUUUACAGAAAUCCGAAAGAGCAAGCAAAAGGGAACUUAAUCAGACGAAACAAUGAGGCGGACAUAAUUGAAGCAACACUUCUGAAAUGCAAUCGCUCUUUGGACAUUGUUUUCCUUUUGGAUGAAUCUGGCAGCGUUUCAAAAGCCGAUUUCGAAGAAAGUCUAGAUUUUGUAAAAAACAUGACAAAAGCAUUUUCAAAUGAAAAACUAAGUAAGGAGGAUGGCACCAGAUUCGGUUUGUCAACAUUCAGUAGCUGGUAUACCUCACAUUUCUAUUUAUCAGCAUACACGAGUCAGUCGGGUUACCUCACUGCGAUCAGUCGUGUAAUGCAUAAAGGUGGUUCCACAUACCUAGGGAGUGCCUUAGAUCAAAUACUCCUGGAUCAAUUUAGGGAGGAAAAGGGUCUCCGUCCAGAUGGUGAUGGUUUGCCUCGCAUAUUGAUAGUCCUAACAGACGGCAUAGCGUCUGACAGUGUUGCCCUUCCAGCUAAGAAUGUAAGAAGUAAAAACAUUGUGAUAUACGCUAUUGGAAUCGCCAAUUAUAACCGUCCGCAACUAAUGGAGAUCGCUAAUUCAAAGUCGCAUGUUUAUACUCUGACGGGUUUUUCCGAUCUUGAGACGUUUAUUGCGACGAUGACGUCCGGAGCGUGCUAUGAACCUCGUUCUUCCUCACUCAACGAGACUAUCAAAACAAAAGUGCAAAAGAACACAUACUUGUAUUUCAGCUACCAAGUAACCUUAUCUUUAAACUUGGAGAUCAAUGUAAAAGACCUAACAGGCGGCACACUGGUUUAUGCUUCUCGUACUAACCCACAUCCCUACAAAUAUGAUGCUGACAUUUCCUUCGAACUUUCCAGUCAAAUACACAAAAUUAUCGUAAUUUCUCCCCGUUUAACUGACUUAAGAAGAAAACGAUUAACCGGAGUCGAAGAGAAACGAUCAAUUUAUGUUUCAGUAGCUUCCGACACCGACUCAGCUUUGUUCACGAUUGAAGGAAAUGAAUGUAAUCCUUUAAACUGUACCGAAGGGACAAACGAAGUGGCAACCUCCUCGGCCGGUAUUGUUGUUGCACAGUUCCUGAUGAUAAAUGUUCACGUUGUGAUGUUCAUGAUCGGUUUCUGAUAACGUAUAACAUUUGAACAUUUUCAUUUGAACUUUUGAUUUUUAUGACUAUUAAUGCAUUUUUUGAGACAAAAAGACGCCCGCCAAGCGUUUAUUCGAGCUAAAGGAGUGUUUUUGCUUGUACUUUUAGCCGGAGAAACUUUAUCAAUAUAAGCAGAAAAUUGGCACGCACUGCCAACAUUUUAAACAGGGCAUAAUAUAUUAUUAAAAUUUGAAAUAUGUAUAUGAACUAGAUCGAGUACACAAAAUAUGCCGCUGAGCACCAAUAAGAUGGUCACAAAUAUGUCACAUGGGUCCACGAUUUAUUUCGAUUGGCCAAAAUUAAGAUUGACCGCGAGGGAGAAUACCUAAGUCUUGCGCCAAAAAAAACUUGCCGAACUUAAGACUCUCGCUUUAGCUCGAGUAAUUAGAAUAAUAAAGGUUAAGCCCUGUUUACACUGUAUUCAAUUAAUCAGCACGACACGGUUGAAAUUGGUACAUACCCAUAUACCAAUAUUUUAUUUGUGUCCAGAUGGUCCAGCUUAUUGGUUUGGUAUCCUGAACACUAAUAAAAUUUUAGCCGUGCCGUGCCAAUAAAUUGAGUGUAAUUUAUAACGGGGCAUAAUGUAGUGCACUUUAUAAAACAGUCAAGGAUGUAUCAAUAUAAACAUGCAAUAAUCUAACGCUCCUAACGACCUGUACUUGUUAUAAUCAUUUUACUUGUAAUAAUCAUUUGCCUAGAGAAAUAUAUUCAACACGAUUUUCUUGUAGACUUAUCCAUGAUGUUUUGUCAUUUGAUUCAUCAUUUUAAAAAUAUUAGGAAGGCAAAAUCCCCUUUACCCAUAAACGCACUAGCGAUAUUAAAAUAAUACUAGCCAGGAUGGAACAAUGUUGUGCUGCCUGCCCAUUUUGCAUGUUCAAACUUGUCAAGCAAGUUGAAAAAUAUUGUUGAAACUAAAUCGAAUGCAACAAUAAAGUUCAAUGUUUAUGACAACCAUAUACUUGACUAGAUA